CGAAUUGGUUUGGCCAGUAACCGAAAGUCAGUUCACGUGUGAACAGCUUCUUCAUUCCGCUGCUGUGUUGCAACAGUGACGUUUCGAGUUAGUGCCCGUCAAUAUCAAAGGUCAAACAUUGUAGGAGAUCAUAAGUUUUGCCACUUUUUAGGCAAUGUAAUAAUAUUCAAAAUAAACAAGCAAGUGACAUAUUUUUGAAUUCAAUGUGCAAAAAGUAACGUUUCAUAAAGUGAUAAAAGUGUUUCCACCAAGGUCCACGUGUGCAUACUGAAAGCGUUACAAGAGUUGAGGCGCAAAAGUGCACACGCAACAUUCCACUUGUCACGCGUAGUGCGGCAUUCUGUCGUCGAUCGUCAGCGAUCGUGCCAAGAAAAGGCACUCAUACGCACUUUGUGAUCGUCCCUCCGUGCGAUCCCUUUCGAGGGAACAACACAAACAGCAUCGUGAAGGGAACUCACCCACACAACAGUUCUUCUUCUUGAUCCCGAAUAGCAAUAAGAGUGGCAGCAUAAUCGCAUCGCAAUCGCAGCACUGCAGACGACGGUGUGUGAAAAUGAAAAUAAAACUAUCAAAACAGUACGAAAUGAAAUUUUGUUGAGUGAGGACGAAAAAGUUUGCCCCUCUCCGCGCGAAGAGAUACAGUGUGUGAGCCCCAGAACAGCGGUGGGCGCGAGCGUGGUGCACGCACACAGGAAGUGCAACGGUCAAAGCGAAACUGUGCGGCGGAAAAGUGAGCAAGAAGUCAAGUGCGAGUGGAGAAGAAAAUGAACAUGUGAAGGGCGAAUAGCUGCAAAAAAAACUUCUGUAAAUUUAUAUUUGGGAACAAACUGAUAAACUAAGUGAUAAAUAGUAAAGAAGAAAACAAACUGAACAAAUGACGAAAGUGUAACCUGUUAACAAAAAAAAUCAAACUAAUUGAAAUAAGUAGUGCACGCUUAAUUAGCAAAAUUAUUUAAACAGUUAGAAAAUUCCCUCGCACAGCAAAAUUUUGGAUUUAUAUUAAAAUCGAUCCUUGAGAAAAAAACACCUCAUUGCUUUACAAUAAUUGUUUCGGACCCGCUGUGUUUGAGGUAGUCAAAAUUUAUAAAUUGCUCAAUCCAUCUAAUUCUGAAAGCAAAACGAAUUACUGGACACACAAGUCAAAAUUUCUACAAAAGUGUGUUCAACCAAACUGAAGAAAAUUAACGAAUUGUAAUAAUGAUCCACUGCCUGGCUGAAGCUGUGAUCCUGAAGCAAUACGUCUGACAAGCUAAUUAGCAAUCUACAACCGUUUGAAAUAAGCCAACCUAACCCAAGGACUAUUAUUCAUCAUGGGUGGUAACGAGGCACAAACCUACUGUCUACGAUGGAAUAACCACAAGUCCAACCUGGUCGAGAUUCUCGAUGCGCUCAUCAAGAUGGAAUGCUACGUCGACUGUACGAUCUACGUCGACGAGCAGAUUCAAUUCAAAGCGCAUCGCGUUGUUUUGGCGGCCAACUCGCCGUAUUUCCAAGCCAUUCUGCAGGACGUUCCCAUGGACCACUGCACCAUUUUGUUUCCAGGAGUACAGGAGUUCGAAAUGCGAGCACUUCUCGAAUACAUGUAUACUGGGGAAGUGAAUGUUACACAGGCCCAGAUUCCGCGGAUUAUGAAAAUUGCCGAACAGCUCGAAGUCAAAGGCCUGUUCGAUAUGGCCGAUAUCAGAGGAAGAUUCGAGAAUAUGGUUGUUGAGCAUGAACGUGAUCGAGAGGAACCAUACGUAAGCAAUAAUAACUACAGUACGAAACCGCAACCUCCACCAUGUAGCAAUCAAGAGUCACCGCCAGUAAUUUCUACAUCUACCAACGUUUCCAUUGCUCAAAGCAGUAGUUCAUCACCGCCGUAUACCUACAAAUCGCCUUAUACAAGCUUGUAUAAUCGUACCAGUCCAACAGCGAUUGAAACAGAAAAGGACCGUGAUCGCGACCGUGACCGUGAACGAGACCGAGAGCGAGAACGAGAACGCGAGUAUGAAGAACGCGAACGUCGUGAUUCAUUGUCCUAUUCUCGCCCUCCUCCACAUCCAGCAUACCCACACUCGAACGAACCGUCGCUAGAUGAACAACCGCAAACUUCAUCCUCCUCAAUCCCCCAUCCAUCGCAGAGUCUUCGGUGGUCUAUGCCCGGUCAAAUUCCAGUUACCAUGCACCAGCCCCCGCAACUCCACAAUGUGCUCAGCUCAGUGUACGACUCCAGCUCCGAUAUGAACCCACUCAAACGCAAGAAGCUCCAGUCCAUGACCACCAUGCUGCGGGACACACCGAUCCUAAGGAACGUUCUUGCACAACCGAAUGCUGCUGAUUCCUCGCAAACUCCACCCUCGCCAUUAGGAAUGGUACAGCUUCCGGGACUGAAAUCGGAAGCAGUCGGCACUGCCAACCUUUCCGGACACCAUCGUUCUUCGGAACUUGCCAUCAGUCAUCACUCCAACGGCGGCGGAUACAAGCACAUAAAAGAGCCACUAUCCCCAUAUGGUGAUAAAUCGUACGAUGAUGAUGCCAUGCUGGAACCCCGCCUAAACUACAGUGCCGAUGAUGCACGCCUAGCGUCCUACGUCCCGCACCAACAGCAGAAACCCGAAUGGAAGCGAUACAAACAGUACACCCGAACCGACAUCCUGAACGCGAUCGAAUGUGUCCGCAAAGGUAUGAGCGCGCUCCAGGCGUCCCGCAAGUUUGGGGUUCCUUCGCGAACGCUCUACGAUAAGGUAAAGAAGCUCGGAAUCACAACCGGGCGACCAAUGAACCGGACGAUAAAACGAAGUCCAAGUUCCGGUGGAAGCCCGGCACCAUUCCCAUACGGUCUGAGCGGGGCAUCGCACAUGUUUGGUCCGGGUCAUCCGGGAGACCCACAAAUGCCAUCACAAUCUCAAAUGCAGCAUGCCGAUGACGACAAAGCCAGAAUGAUGAAUCACGCUGGUCAUCAUUUACCACACCCAGCUGCAGCCCUUCUCGAUCCUUCGUUCCUUCAACAGGCUUUGGAGGCACGUGGCGGGGAAGCGCUUCAAGCUAUGGCGUUCGCUGCAGCAGCACAUGCUGCUGUAAACGGAAUCAACACCACCCCAACAACGCAUGGUUCCAAUCGUUCACCUAGUCCAAACGUUUUGAUGAAGUACAUGCGUUCGGUGUCGAUGAGUUCCCCGGAGGAUCGUGAGGUGCCUCGUGAACCGAGCGAAGGCGACCGUCACCCCCACAGCAACGGCUCCGAAGGUUACGAACGGCUGGAACGCAGGCCUAGUGAGCAUAAAGAUCUCAGAGACGUGAGCGGCAGUACCGAUGAUAUCGUGGAGGAUCUGUCGAUGGCAAGGCGCGAGCACGACUCGGAUCGUGGAUCAGUGUCACCACCUCCCAUGCCACCGAGUCACAUGCAACCUCAGCAUAUCCCGCAGCAUCACAUUUCCCAUUCCGUGUCACAGCCUCCGCCUCCUCCACCACCGUCGAUGAUGCCGCCUCAGCAGCAGGGUGUAAUCGUCCCGGCUCCGAGCAAACUCAAAGAUGAUUAUUCGAUCAAGCGAGAAAUGAUGACCGAGCCGAACAACGCACCACCAAUGGAAUCCUCGUAAGAAUUUAUGGUUUUGUUUUCAUUUUUUUCAUUCGUUUCUUCCAUUUCAUAGUUUGGCAAUCUAUUGCCAUGCUGCUCUGAAGAAGCGUUGAAAUUUCUUUUCGUACUAUUGUGUUUCCUUACAAAACAAAAACAUCUGAACAUUGAACUUUUCUAACAUCUAAAGGAAUGAAAACUAGUUCCCUUCGUUACCAAUACGGUUAUGAAACAUAUUUUUUUAAACGUGUAAAGAGAAAAGUAAACAAAAGACAUUUACAAAAAGCUCAAUUAGAGGGAAGUGUAUUGGAUUGGUAUGAAUGGGAGAAUUAUUUGUUUAACUGUAAUACGGAACAAUACUAACUACCAAGCCGCGCAACAUAAGUUACCUUGAAAUAACCUGAUAAAGCAAUCCCACCUAUUAUUGUUUACAUUAGAAUAAUGCUGUAUUUUUUAUAUCUUCUAGGAUGUCUUGAAUAGUCAAUGGUUAUUAUUUAUAGUGACAGAAAACGAAUCUAUUAGUUUAAUUUUCACUAAUAUUGGCGGGAGAUAUGUUGACAAAUUUUGAAGAAAUUGUUUUCUUACGUUCUACACUGUUCAUUAUAGUUGAACUACAUCCAUCAACUGUUUGUUUUUGAAAAACGAAUUUGAUUUUCAAUGACUUUUAGUCCAGGGAAAUGUUUUUUUUUUCUUUAUGGCUCUUUAUUCUUGUGAGAACUGAGUCUACCGUUCAACUGAGUGCUCCUAAAAGCAUUCCCAAUUUUCUUAUUUUAAUACUUACUAUGCCAAGCAUUACAUGAAUUCGAAUCACUGUCUCCGGAUUGGCAAUCCAACCCAUUCUUCAGUUUUGGUACCCCAUGGUUAUUGAUUGUUCGAAAUAUAAUUUUGUAUCUAACACAAAAUUUCGAACAGAAACAAAACACAUCGUUAAUUGAAUUCGAUAUUGUGUUCAUAUUUUACUAACGUGUAACCCACAUAGUGGGUAUUUUUGUGCGAAUUGAAUUCGGAUGUUUAGAACUUUAAAUAUACUGCGACGAAAGAAUUGUAAUUCGUAUCAUUAUUAACAAAAAGCUUUCCAGGUUCCAAGUAAUAACUUAAAUUCAAUGAUUUCGCAUGUCCCUCUCUCUCUUUAACUUUGAUGUAAAUUGUGUUGAACAUUGAAUAUAAUUUCUUUAAAUUUUAAUGUCAGUGUCAAACGCCAGAAUUAUUUUUUUUUCAAAAAUACAAAAACCUCUACAAAAUAAUCAGCAAACAGAUAAUGCAAUAGACUGAACUAGAAUACUAACAGCGAAACCCACUAUUGAGACCAUUUUCAAAACUUUCAGACAACUAGCGUAUAUUACCGAGUGCAAUAAAUCAAUUUGUUUAAAACUUUUCACAGAAACUCUUAUUUUGCUUUAAUAAACUAUUAUAAUUGUAAAUUAUUAAUUUUCUAUCAUAUCAGCAUGCGUAUUUGUUUGUAUUUAAUUUCUUUUUUUUUACAAAAAUUAACAUUUUAUUUCUGUACUAUAGCACGUUACGAAAAAACGGAGAGAAGAAAUCAUAUCAGGUUCCGUACUAGACAGUAAUUUUCACAAGUUUUGUUUCAUUUGAUUAUUAAAUUGGAUUGAAACAAAACAAUGGGAUCCCAUUGAAGCAAAGAUUGUAAAUAUCUCUAAAAGCGGAAAUCCUUGUUAUACGUUAGUUAAGCCUGCGUUAACGCACUCACAAAUGUAGAAGCAAACACUUUAAAGAAAAAUCAAAGUCUGUACUAUUACUUUAGGAAGUAUCCUUCAUUAUAUCCUUAGGUCGAAAAAAACUUUUUUUAGGCCCAGAGCUAAGCAAAAUCUUUGUUAUGCAACUAUCACCAACGAGUGCCUAUGGAACGAAAACUCCUGUUUAUAUAUACAUAUUUAUGUUCAAUGCCAAGACAUUCGGACUACACAAGGAUUGUUAAUUUGUGAAGCCAUAUCUCAAUCGGAAUGUAAAGCAAAAAAUCAAGAAAUCGAACAUUAUUAAUGGUAACUGAAGCAUAGCUCUAAGAAUUAAUUGAUACCUGUGUUGUUAGACCUAGAUGUGAAAAAAAUCAAUUGAAAGAAGCAACCUAUUAGCAAAAAAUAUCUGGAAUUCUUCGUAGCAUUAAUGUGUUUAGUGAAUAAUUGCAAGAAAUGCCAUAUUUGAUUAGUUUUGUAGACUGCAAAGAGGAAGCAUAUGGAAGAAAUUAAUACAUUUUUCUUUUCAAUGUAAAACAAGACUGAAUAAACAAAAAUUUGUUAUUAACUGAAAAUAGUGUACGAGAAAGGCAAAAAAUGAAUAGGAUCGAAGUAGGAAUGAACACUUAAAAUGGAUAAAAAUUAGAACCACAAACCAGCAAUGAAAAAAUGGAAUCUAUUAGCUCGAAUUGCUCAUUAGGUUGUAUCUUUGAUUCCGUACUUCGUCUCUUUCGUUAACUUUUUAUUUCGAAUAAAUUUCAAAGACUGAUUUAGACUUUUUCGCCUUUUUUGCACUAAUCGUUUACUAAGAUAUUUAUUCACUAUCAGAAGAUAUGAAGAAUAUGAAACUGGCAGCGCAAAGUUCUAUUAUGAUUUACAAAAAAAAGCUCACAUGUAGCAGAAUGGAUAGUUACAAAAAAUAGUGCUGGGGUGAUGCAAUACUACACGAGGAAAAUAACACCUACACUUGAAUAAAUCUGAAACCCUGCGGACCAUUGCGGAGGCCAGUAAUCGGAAAUGAGAAGUGAACCAGCGAUCAUUUCCACUAAUCAAAGGAAAAAUAUUAUUGUUAACGACUCGAAUUGAGGAUGUUUAGUUAAUUAUCGCGACUAUUUUGUAUAAGACUAAUUACGAGAGAAUGAAACCUAAUCACAACUGUUAGUGGUAAAAUGAAAUCAAAUAAUCAAAAGCAAGAAAAAAAUAAAACAAAAAAGUUCCAAACACAACAUAAUCGUUGCCUAGAUGUUAGUUUUAGUACUUGAGGCGGUUUGUCGCAUAGGACAAACCCCAUUAUGAGUGGUACACUGUACCAACAGGAGCAUGUCUAGAUGUGUAGUUUCAAUUUUGGUUUAAGUUACGCAAGUGAAAUGGGAGAUAAAAUAUGAUGAUAUGAGAUAUGAUCGAUGAUGAACCCAUACGGGAAAAGCGUAUGAUUUUAAAGGAAUUUUUCUUUUUGGAAAAAUAAAUGUAUUCUGUAGCUGAGAGAGAUACCAAUUAUUGGAUGGGUAAACUUUAUAUUGAAUGUAUAGAAAAGUGGACAUAAAAUAAAACACAUUAUAAAAUUAAA
Molecule: messenger RNA, 6814 nt
Organism: Armigeres subalbatus
Lineage: Eukaryota; Metazoa; Arthropoda; Insecta; Diptera; Culicidae
Gene: rib
Exons: 3
Coding region: 1311-3581 (756 amino acids)
Biological process (GO): regulation of transcription by RNA polymerase II
Cellular component (GO): nucleus
Molecular function (GO): DNA binding; protein binding
Source: RefSeq, a predicted model, not a curated record